This is a messenger RNA of Callorhinchus milii (elephant shark), 775 nucleotides long. It is a transcript of the gene s100b, whose product is annotated as S100 calcium binding protein, beta (neural). The record is from RefSeq and is a predicted model, not a curated record. NCBI's taxonomy places the organism in Eukaryota, Metazoa, Chordata, Chondrichthyes, Chimaeriformes, Callorhinchidae. Gene Ontology annotation, cellular component: nucleus; cytoplasm. The coding region runs from base 137 to 421 and encodes 94 amino acids. Gene Ontology annotation, molecular function: RAGE receptor binding; S100 protein binding. Gene Ontology annotation, biological process: positive regulation of canonical NF-kappaB signal transduction; positive regulation of cell population proliferation. The transcript is spliced from 4 exons.
ACUCACAGCUUCAGGGAGGGAAAGGGGAGGCGGAACAAAAGUCCCACUGUUCUUAAAAGAAAAACAAAUACUCAACCAUUGUGCGCAACUUCAUUUGGAGACAAAACAGAGACAGUGCAGAAACUUCGUGGCAACAAUGUCUGAGCUUGAGAAUGCGAUGGUCGCAAUUAUUGAGACGUUUCACAAAUAUUCUGGCCGCGAGGGGGACAAGCUGAAACUGAAGAAAGCAGAGUUGAAAGAACUCAUUAACAAUGAGCUUGUUAACUUCAUCGGCGACAUCAAAGACCAGGAGACACUGGACAAGCUGAUGGAAGGACUGGAUGCAGACGGAGACACAGAGUGUGACUUCCAGGAGUUUGUGGUCUUCAUCGCCAUGGUUGCAGCUGCCUGCCAUGAGUUCUUCGUCCACGAGGAUGAGUAGAGAAAGAGAGAGAAAGUGUUGUCAUGGCACGAUGGCAUGUCAGGAAGUAUCUUGGGCAGACUCGAUGGGAGUUGAGCGCAGCUCUGAGCAAGUGUCCGACCCUCCCAGUAUAAUUUCAGCUCUACUUAGUCCUUGAAGACGCCUUGUACUCUGCCUAAUACAUAUGAUCGCACGGAGCAGUAGUGGCAGACAGGAGAAUUGCCUUGGCAACUGAACACAAAUAACUGCAAUAAUGUGCCAUUUAACUAAGUAAAGCAUUAACUGUUUACUCUGAGUACAACUAAAUGGCUCAACUACUUACUACAAGACUAAAAACCUCUGAAAUGUAUCAAUAAAUAAGGAAAUUGUGUUGGA